This is a messenger RNA of Erythranthe guttata (spotted monkey flower), 2319 nucleotides long. It is a transcript of the gene IP5PII, whose product is annotated as myo-inositol polyphosphate 5-phosphatase 2. Gene Ontology annotation, molecular function: phosphatidylinositol-4,5-bisphosphate 5-phosphatase activity; phosphatidylinositol-3,4,5-trisphosphate 5-phosphatase activity; inositol-polyphosphate 5-phosphatase activity. NCBI's taxonomy places the organism in Eukaryota, Viridiplantae, Streptophyta, Magnoliopsida, Lamiales, Phrymaceae. The record is from RefSeq and is a predicted model, not a curated record. Gene Ontology annotation, biological process: phosphatidylinositol dephosphorylation.
UUUUUUUUUUCGUCUGUCUUUUAUUGUUUGGUCUCAAGUACGAAUCUUCCUUGCAUUUUGCCUAACAAUUAUAUGUACAAUCAUUUUCUGUGGUGAAGCUAGCCUUUACUACAUUCGUGUAUUUAAACGUAAACGAUUUCUUCAAUUAAACUCCGUCGAACGAACGAUUUCUUAAACUCCGUAGAGAAUUGAUCAGAGCAAUAGUUUCUUUACCACUAAUUUGUAGGGUUUCUUUAUUCUUGAGAGAGUCUUAGCAUGAAAGCCCGAAGAGGAAAGCGCUCCGAGCCCUUUUGGCCAUCCAUUGUUAUGAAGAAAUGGCUGAAUAUAAAGCCGAAGGUUUACGACUUUAGUGAAGACGAAGGUGACACCGAGAGUGAGGAUGAUGCUUGCUCGCUUAAAGACGAAUGUAUGAACGACUCUCGUGUCAAUACAAGACACGAAUUUCAAUCGACUACGGGCAGGAAACCGUCAAAAGACACACCAUUAAAACACCGGAGAGGAAAAUCGGAAACGCUGCGACUCCAGUACAUAAGUACGAAAGAAUUGAGAGUAACAAUCGGAACUUGGAAUGUAGCCGGAAUACAUCCCAACGACAACCUCGACAUCGACGAAUGGCUUUGUAUGCAAGAACCAGCAGAUAUAUACAUCCUUGGUUUUCAAGAGGUGGUACCUUUGAACGCUGGGAAUGUACUAGGAGCAGAAAACAGAAGACCAAUCCCCAAAUGGGAAACCCUAAUUCGGAAAACAUUGAAUAAAUCAUCGGAACCUGAAAUCAGGCACAAGAGCUUCAGCGCGCCUCCAUCUCCGGUGUUCAGAACUUCCUCCGCUUCCGAUAGAUUGGCUGAAGAAGCCGAUUCAACUCCGGCGCUAGGUAUAUUCCGGGAAGAUUCCAUCGCCGAAGCUAACCCUAGAAUUUCCAACGGCGGCGGAUUGGACUGGCCGGAACAAUCACUCGACGCAGCGUCGCAAUCCCUGUCUUCCCGACCUAAAUUCCGACGAGCGAUAAGCAGUUCGGCGAGGAUUGGAUUCACCAAUCAGAACACAUCGUUCGGCGGUGGUUCGGGAUUGAGGAGAAUGCACUCCAGCUCCGGGAAUUUAGGGUUGAUGUUCUGUAAUAGCAUGGAUCGAGAAAACGAAGUUGUUGAAGAAGAAGAAGAAGCUGUUGUGGAUUCUCUGCUUGAUGAUGAUGAUGAUGAUGAAAUGGUGUUGGACAGAAUAUUCGGUGAGGAGAGAGAUUCGUUUGCAGAGAUGGGAGAUUCUAGAAAUGGAAAUGAAAUCGGUGAGUCGAAUCGGAUGUACGUACGAGUUGUGAGUAAGCAGAUGGUUGGAAUAUAUGUAUCUGUGUGGGUGCACAGAAGGUUAAGACGACAUAUCAACAAUUUGAAAGUUUCUCCAGUUGGAGUUGGGCUUAUGGGCUACAUGGGUAACAAGGGAUCGGUUUCCGUGAGUAUGUCUCUAUUCCAAAGUCGUUUGUGCUUCGUUUGUUCGCAUCUAACCUCCGGUGAGAAGCGUGGUGCUGAACAAAGGCGUAAUUCUGAUGUUCUCGAAAUUAUAAAACGGACCCAUUUUUCAUCCGUUUUUGACAUUGAUCAGCCACAGACCAUUCCAUCUCAUGAUCAGAUAUUCUGGUUUGGAGAUUUGAAUUACCGCAUAAAUAUGUUGGACGAAGAUGUAAGGAAACUUGUCGACAAGAAGCAGUGGGCUGAGCUUCUCAACGGUGAUCAGUUAAGUAAAGAACUACGAGAUGGGCAUGUUUUUGACGGAUGGAGAGAAGGGGUGAUUAAUUUCGCACCGACGUACAAGUAUGAGGUCAACUCCGAUAUAUACGUUGGUCAAAACCCAAGAGAAGGAGAAAAGAAGAGAUCCCCAGCAUGGUGUGACCGAAUACUUUGGUUUGGAAAAGGGAUAAAACAACUUUCUUACAAGAGAUCAGAGAUAAGGCUAUCAGACCAUCGGCCUGUUAGUUCGACUUUCUUGGUUGAAGUAGAGAUAUUUAACCAACGCAAGCUCCAAAAAGCGCUUAACUUUUCUAGCGCGGUAGUUUAUCCAGACAUUGAUCUCGAGCAACCAGAAGAAUAUCGACUUUAGAUUGCUAGCAAUUGCGAUAGUGAGUAGGUCGGUUUAUGUAUGUAACACAUAUGGUGCAUCACUCAAUUUUGAAAGAGAUGGAAACAAAAUUUGUGAGCGCGUUUUUGUCGUGUCGCGCCGAAAGGUGUUGGAACUGAGUGUGCUGUGAUUUUGAUUGAUAAAGAUGCAGUGAGCAUGCUGCAAAGAUUCUUUCUUACAUGGAAAUAUACAAUUGCAAGUAGUGCCGUGCCA